Molecule: messenger RNA, 519 nt
Organism: Adineta steineri
Lineage: Eukaryota; Metazoa; Rotifera; Eurotatoria; Adinetida; Adinetidae
Source: the annotation of a GenBank genome assembly
AUGACUAAUGCUGGCGGCAAAUUAGACAAAGAUUUAUGGACCGAUAUUACUAAGUUAAAAAAAUUAAAUACAACAACUGAGCCCAAAUUCAUACUUGAAUCACAACCAUUUAAUUCUGACGACGAAGACGAAGCUUCUGCUACUUCAAAAGACAUCAUCGUCACUGGCCGUAUAUUUCCAAAUUCAGAUAUAUAUAAAAAUGGUUCAUAUAACAUUGAAAUGAAACUAACACCAACGUUUCCAUUCGAUCCGCCUGAAGUACGUUUUCUUACUAAAAUUUAUCAUCCAAAUGUUGGACAAGAUGGCAAACUUUGCCAUGAACUGUUGAAUAAAAAAGGCAAAUGGUCAGCAAAAAUUUCUUUAGUUGAUGUUGUUAAAGCUGUCACGACACAUGUCGAUGAACCUAAUAUUGAUUAUGCACUUAGUCUUGAACUUGGUCGUGAAUAUAUGUCCAAUCGAGAUGAAUUCAAUCGAAAAGCAACCGAUUUUGUUACAAAGUAUGCUUUACCACGCUCUUGA